CAUUUUACAAGACAACUAUUUGCCGUUCGUCAAGCUGUUUCAGGACCCCAGGAUGUCCAUGCUUGCCGAGCCCCGGAGGAAGCAGAAGUGGUCUGUUGACCCCAGGAACAGCGCCUGGAGUAAGGAUGAAUCCAAAUUUGGCCAGAAGAUGCUGGAGCGAAUGGGCUGGUCCAAGGGCAAGGGCCUGGGCAGGACUGAGCAAGGCUCCACUGAUCAUAUCAAAGUAAAAUUGAAAAACAACAGCUAUGGGCUUGGAGCCAAUACCAGCCAUGAAGACAAAUGGAUUGCCCACCAAGAUGACUUCAAUGAGCUACUUGCUCAGCUGAACAACUGCCAUGGUCAAAACAACAGCAACGAUCCUCCACCAGAUGAGCAGAAAGGCUUCAGCUUGGAAGAGAAAUCCAAGACCUCCAAAAAGAGGGUCCAUUACAUGAAAUUUACAAAAGGAAAGGACCUGUCCUCCCGUAGUGAAACAGACCUUAACUGUAUCUUUGGAAAGAGAGCAAAAUCUGUCAAAGAACAAGAGCAGGAGAGCAACGGCAGUGAUUCUCCGUGUGAGCCAGAGGAGAGCGUGACUCUUGCUGCUUCUGAACUGGACACAGAGUCCAUCACCAAGACUGUGACAAGUUCCCUCACGAUGCAGGAGUAUUUUGCACAGCGAAUGGCCCAACUGAAAAAAGGUCGGGGACAGGCACAGAGUCAGACAUCCACAGAGGAGACAGAGACCAAUGAGUUGUCUGGUCCAUCUGAGGAAUUCAGUUCCAUCUACAGUAGCAACAAGGAUAUGGAGGAGCCCAAGACGAAGAAGAAGAAGAAGAAGAAGAAGAAGAAGAAGAAGAACAGGGCUACAGAUGAGUCUGAAGUGGUGGAAGAGAACUCUAGUACUCCCAUUGUUGUGGAAGUUAUUGAGAACCAGGAGCACGACGGUUUAAAGAAGAAUAAGAAGAAGAACAAGAGGAAAUUGGAGGAAAAUGAAGUUGCUGUAGACAAAACCUGCAGCUCCACCUCUGGUGUGGAGCAGAACUGUGAGGAGCUUCCUCCUUCCAAAAAGAAAAAGCUUAAAAAGCAACAGAAACAGGAAAACGGAGAGGAGGUGAAUGAUAUUGACGAUGGUCCAGCCGAGGAGGUGGUAGUUGUUAAGAAAUCCAAGAAGAAGAAGAAGAAGAAACAUCAAGAAUAGUUUGAAGUCGGGGGUUAAAACAAUCCUUCAGUUCUCAUUGAGCUGUUGUGGCUCAAUGGAAUGGCCUUUUAUGAGUGAAUCAGUGCGUUUAUAAACAACACUGUUACUCUACGGUGAGAAAGUGAGGGUUUGAUAUUUGAUCAAGCUGCACAGUGAAGCCACAGACUUGUACAAGUGGACACUGGGAUUUAUUAUUCCUGCAGAUAAAUGCAGUUUGACUGAAGCCGACAAACUGUUUCAAACAACCCUCUUUAAAUGAAUUGGAUCAAGCUAAUGUGCUGCAUUUUAUACAAGUCUGUCUCAUGAGUUAAACAGUCGGAUUUCCUGUUAUUCUUCAAUCAUGUAACCUGUCAAAAUGCUUUCAAAUGUUGACAUUGUGUAUGAUUCAAUUUUUAAUACAUUAUCAUUGAGCAACAUUUCAGAGGCUUUUGUUAUACUUAAGCAUUUGUGACACAUAUGAGUGUUGAAAUUAAUUGUAUCUUGAUAGUAUUUCAAGCAGCACAUAGAAAACUGCAUGCGAUUAGAAAUACAUUUAAUAAUGAAUUUACUUGCAGCAUUUAGUUAAAUGCUGUAAAUCAAAUGUUUCUGUGUUUUUUGUUUUACUUGAAAAGGGUUGGAUUUAUAAAGAUAUAAAAUGUAGACUGGAUUAGGCAAUUCAAGCUGCUUGUAAUCUAAGAAAAGACAUCUGAAAAUAAAAGACACUUACCAUUUCA
Messenger RNA from Solea senegalensis (Senegalese sole), 1893 nucleotides. RefSeq names its product PIN2 (TERF1) interacting telomerase inhibitor 1 (gene pinx1). Gene Ontology annotation, biological process: regulation of ribosome biogenesis. Gene Ontology annotation, cellular component: nucleolus. The record is from RefSeq and is a predicted model, not a curated record. Gene Ontology annotation, molecular function: nucleic acid binding; telomerase inhibitor activity. The coding region runs from base 53 to 1180 and encodes 375 amino acids. Lineage: Eukaryota; Metazoa; Chordata; Actinopteri; Pleuronectiformes; Soleidae. The transcript is spliced from 7 exons.